Messenger RNA from Hyaena hyaena (striped hyena), 3524 nucleotides. It is a transcript of the gene CSNK1G3, whose product is annotated as casein kinase 1 gamma 3. Lineage: Eukaryota; Metazoa; Chordata; Mammalia; Carnivora; Hyaenidae. The transcript has 13 exons. Gene Ontology annotation, cellular component: cytoplasm; plasma membrane; nucleus. Bases 666 to 1940 code for a protein of 424 amino acids. Gene Ontology annotation, molecular function: ATP binding; protein serine/threonine kinase activity. Gene Ontology annotation, biological process: signal transduction; positive regulation of canonical Wnt signaling pathway; endocytosis. The record is from RefSeq and is a predicted model, not a curated record.
GCUUUCCUUUUUUAUUUUUUUUCCGUGUGUUCACUUCCGGGUCCGGCGCCGAUCCGGAUGCCCGAGGCAGAAGGAUGUUUGACCUCCGGAUAAGCGAGGCGCCGCUGUGCAUUCAUUCCCGGCUGCAUCGGUGGCGACAGCAGCGACCCGGGCGGCGACUCUCCGGCCAGAGGCGGCGGUAGGAGGCACCGGCAGUAGUGCGGGGACCGAGUCCGAGCCGAGCUGCGUUCCUUCCCUCGCUCGUUCCUUCCCCCCCUACCUCGCUCGUUCCCUCCCUGCGUGGCUCGCUUUCCUCCUCCGGUCGCCGGCGGGUGUGAUGUGCCGCCGCCGCUGCCCCCGCCGCCGCUGACUGACGGAGCAGGGGGCGCCGCCCGCGCCCGGGACCGACCCCGCAGCUCGCGGCCGCGCCUCUGAGCUCUCUAUCAAUAUCAACUUCCAUCAUUGAAAGGAUAACUUUGAAGACAUGUUUUGCUGAAAAGACAACUGAGAAAAAUUUUACGAAUGGGAUGAACACGCGCCAGUUAACAGACUACCUACUACAAUUUGAAUGUUAACAAUUACCCACCUGGUACAGUUAACCUAGUGAUGUACCUGUUCUCACAACACCCUAUUUCAGUGUGCUUGUCUUGAUUAACGAAUUCAAAGUGGAGUACCGCAAACUUGAUAUGGAUAAUAAAAAGAAAGACAAGGACAAAUCUGAUGAUAGAAUGGCACGACCUAGUGGUCGGUCGGGACACAAUACUCGAGGAACUGGGUCUUCAUCUUCUGGAGUUUUAAUGGUUGGACCUAACUUUAGAGUUGGAAAAAAAAUUGGAUGUGGCAAUUUUGGAGAAUUACGAUUAGGGAAAAAUUUAUAUACAAAUGAAUAUGUGGCAAUUAAACUGGAGCCCAUGAAAUCCAGAGCACCACAGCUACAUUUGGAAUACAGAUUCUACAAGCAGUUAGGAUCUGGAGAUGGUAUACCUCAAGUUUACUAUUUUGGCCCUUGUGGUAAAUACAACGCCAUGGUGCUCGAACUGCUCGGACCCAGUUUGGAAGACUUGUUUGACCUGUGUGACAGGACGUUUUCUCUGAAGACCGUUCUCAUGAUCGCUAUCCAGCUGAUUUCUCGCAUGGAGUAUGUCCAUUCAAAGAACUUGAUAUACAGAGAUGUAAAACCUGAGAACUUCUUAAUAGGACGACCAGGAAACAAAACCCAGCAAGUUAUUCAUAUUAUAGAUUUUGGUUUGGCAAAGGAAUAUAUCGAUCCGGAGACAAAGAAACACAUACCGUACAGAGAACACAAGAGCCUUACAGGAACAGCUAGAUAUAUGAGCAUAAACACACACUUAGGAAAAGAACAAAGUAGAAGAGAUGACUUAGAAGCUUUAGGUCAUAUGUUCAUGUAUUUUCUGAGGGGCAGUCUUCCUUGGCAAGGUUUAAAGGCUGACACAUUAAAAGAGAGGUAUCAGAAAAUUGGAGAUACAAAACGAGCCACACCAAUAGAAGUGCUAUGUGAAAAUUUUCCAGAAGAAAUGGCAACAUAUCUUCGUUAUGUAAGAAGACUAGAUUUUUUUGAAAAACCAGAUUAUGACUACCUAAGAAAACUUUUUACUGACUUAUUUGAUCGAAAAGGAUAUAUGUUUGAUUAUGAAUAUGACUGGAUUGGUAAACAGUUGCCAACUCCGGUGGGCGCAGUCCCACAGGAUCCCGCUCUGUCGUCAAACAGAGAAGCACAUCCACACCGGGACAAGAUGCAGCCAUCCAAAAAUCAGGUUGUAAGUUCGACAAAUGGAGAGUUAAACACAGAUGACCCCACCGCGGGACGUUCAAAUGCACCCAUCACAGCCCCUACGGAAGUAGAAGUGAUGGAUGAAACCAACUGCCAGAAAGUGUUGAACAUGUGGUGCUGCUGUUUCUUCAAACGAAGGAAAAGGAAAACCAUACAGCGUCACAAAUGACUCUGGACACAGACAGAUCACGGGGAGUUACUUAUGCGCUCGUCCGCCGUCUUGUGAUGAAAAUCAUCUCCGUAGUGACCACGUGCGUUUCCGAGGACUCACUCCUAGAAACAAAAAUGUCAUACUCUCAUACUUCAUUUUGUGGUUGUCUUACAUUCAUAUGGUUUUGUUUUGUUUUGUUUUGUUUUGUUUUCUAAUUUAACUUUCACGGAAGCUUUAAAGUUUUGUCAGCACCCGAGUGCUUUGCCCGUCAGUGAACGGAGCGGACCAGUGAGGUGGUGUCGAUGCCUGGCAUCCCAAGGACAUGUUUUCAGAAGCUCCCCUCCUGUUGUAGAAAGCAGCAUAGCAUCUUCCGUGUCAGCCAGUUAUAUACCUGAUGUGGUUUUUGAUGACUUUCUGUAAGAGCAUAAGCAAACAGGAAGCCCCCCCCCCAGUGGAUAAUGCGGCAGAGAAGGCCCCGUUGCCUCAGCGCGUAAAAGAAGUUACUUUACGAGCCGUUCAUUUCUUGUGUGACAUCUGCAUCGAUUUCAGUGCUCCCGAUGGUACUGCUGUCCGUGAGUCAUGUUCACGUUCUCUCUGUGAAAUCGUGGUACAGUCACUGCCCAGAGGUACCGAGGAAGAAGCUCUCGGGGCGCGGCCGAGGGCGGCACUAGAACAGAACCGCGGGUCAUGCGGCGAAUACAAGCUCCGCUUCUGUCGCACCAGUUCGUGAAGCUCAGUGUUGCUGAAGUGGCAAAAGCGCUUUUCUUAGGGGGAAAAAAAAGCAAAAUAUUUGUAUGAUGUAACUUUAUGCUUCCAGGUAAUACUGUAUGUUAGACAGCAAGAAAUGAAUACUCUGAGAAAUGAAAUAUGUUGGUUUUUUUUUUUGUUUUGUUUUUUGAUUUUUAAAUACACUAAGGAGAAGAAACAAAUGUGAAUCCCAUCGCGAUGUAUAAGGUCGAAGUCUGAGGAGAGAGCCCCCUGAAGCCUACUGCUGAAUGAUCACACUCUCCCUUAAGCAGAAAACGUCGAUGUGCCAUGCAGUGGUGUCUGGUGAUUAAUCAUUUGCUCUUUGAUUUAAAAAAAAAAAAAAAGACCCCUCCACCCCCAGCAAUAAAGACUGGGUCACUCUGUUGCCCUCUGUGCACAUUAGCCUCUUGUAUUCAACUUUGCUGGUUCUCUGGAAUUUUCCUACCUUUUAGUAUAAUUUUGAUGACGGAAAAUUAUUUUGGAAAGGAUGGGUCAGGUGCUUUGCCUCCAGUCUGUUGAAGUGCCUGCAUAUGAACAGAGUAAUAGUUCUGUACACACAGGAAGUCCAUUCCACUGUUUUACGUGUGCUUUGUGUGAAGCCAUAAAGAUCACAAGUGUAUUUGGUCCCAGUCUGCCAGCCAGAAUUUUCGAGCAGAGUUAAAAGAGAAAGACUGGCUAGAGAGAGAAUUAUGUGUUUCAGAUCCUCACACUCGCCUUCCAUUGAUGGCAUUGUUACUUACCCUUUCCACGCAGCCCUUUCCUUUGUCUGUAAGCAGCAUGCCUUCCGGCGUGCUUAUUUAUUUUUAUUGUCUCAAGGUAUCAUUUAAACUGCGUAAUUAAAGUGAAUAAAUUACA